AUGGCCUCUGCUCGGUGCUACAAAACAUGUGAACAAAGCUGCCAACAGAAAAGCCACAACCAUCAGCAACAACAUAGCUCAAUCGGACAGAAGGUGACCGACUUGUACAACGGACACCACAAUGAUGGAACACAAACCAAAACACAAUACUAUAGUGAGACAGAUGUGAUUUAUCAACCAGGAUAUGUUGUCAAAAAUCAAAGUAACACAUGCAACGGAACACGUCACAAUCACACUGCUACUGGCACCACUGCAGCAAAAUGCCAAGGAAGAAACAGGAAAGAGGAGAAACAUGUUCCAGAGGAUCAAGGAUGGCAUAUCAGGUCACAGCAGUGA
This is a messenger RNA of Vicia faba (fava bean), 336 nucleotides long. The record is from the annotation of a GenBank genome assembly. Lineage: Eukaryota; Viridiplantae; Streptophyta; Magnoliopsida; Fabales; Fabaceae.